AUGCUGAGCAGAGCGCUUCUGAAAAUGGCGAGCACUCAAUGGACGCAGGCCAUCGUCAAUAUGAUCACAAGGAAGCAAGCAGUGGAUGUUCUAGUGGUUCAAGUUUUGUUUGAGGGUGGUGUGCUCUGUUGGUUAGAGCUGAUGGAUGCUGAUAAUGAGAAGCCUCGGCCUCCUCAACGUGGUUCAAGCGAACCCUCAAUGGACACAGACAAGAUGUACGCUGAUGAUAAUGAGCGCCCUUCAGAAGAUGAAGAUGGAGAGCCCUCAAUGAGCCCUUUUGGAUAUGGAUUGCCCUCAAUGAGCCCUUCUGGAGAUGGAGAUCCCUCAAUGGGCACAGGCGAUUGGAGAUUGCCGCCACAUACGAGGCGAAAAGUUGUCUACAAGAUGAUGGAGACAUUGAAGAGGCAUCUCCCUCUCUCUACUGAAGAGGGAUUACGGGUGCUCAAGAAUAUUGCUGUAAGGUUUGAGGAAAAGAUUUAUGCUAAGGCCACAAGCCAGUCGGAUUACAUACAGAAGAUUAGUCUGAAGAUGCUAACAACGCAGCCCAAGUCUCAUAACACAAUGGCCAAUUCUUUACAGUCCAACGCUUAUGAAUCAUUUUUGGCUGAGUUGGUUUCGAUUUUUCUUGAUCAAAGUUCUGAAGGUAAUAUUGACCGAAAAAAACAAAGUUCUGAAGGAUCAUCUUUUACUGAAUUGGGUCCGAUUUUUCUUCAUCAAAGUUCUGAAGGUAAUAUCGAGCACAAAAAAAAAAGUUCUGAAGUACCAACUCUAGAUUCUAUAUCCCCGACAAGACAUGCAAAUGGGGAUGACUGGCAAGAGGAGGUCUAUCAAAAGAUCAAAGUCAUGAAGGAGAUGUAUUUACCUGAACUAAGUGAAAUGUAUCAGAGAUUUGCUAGUUAUCUUCUGCAGCACAAUUCUCUUCCACAACCACCAAAAUCAAAGCAGCUUGACAAACUGAAUUUCUUCAAGACCAAGUUGGAGCGCCUCAUGUCAGUCUUACAGAUUUCCAAAAGUAGCAUUUCACCUGGUUUGAAAGACAAGUUUGUUUCAUACGAAAAGCAGAUAGUAAAUUUUAUUAAUAUAAAUAGAAGUUGGAAGCCAGUUUCUUCUCUGCAGCAAGGGCAGCUACCCUCAUCUCGUUCUGCAGCAACAAUGCAGCAGAACAAUAUGGCCAGCUUGCAGCAAAGUUCUAUGUCUUCUUUAUCUGGAACAGCGCAGCAGAACAUGAUGUAUUGGUUGCAUCCUAGUUACAAUCUGGAUUCAGGACAAGGAAAUACACUGAACUCGUUGCAGCAGUUUGCUUUGGGCUCUGUCCUACAAACUCCUGUCAGUGCUUCCCAACAAGCGAACAUGAAUGCCUUGUCAUCACAGAGUGGGGUUAGUAUACUGCAGAAUAUUUCAUCAGAGUGGACCUUUUUAACAGCCAGCUUUGUACUAGAGAUUUUGUCAGCUGCUUGUGAACAGUUAUCCUCCCGAAAUAAGCCUCAUUAUGCACAAGGCGGUUUGUUGUUUGCUAUUGCAGCUUUUCUGAUCUGCAUCUGGGAUCUUGCCGACAAAGUUAUCAAGGACAGAAGUGUAUUGAGGAGGAGGGAAAUGCUGCGCAUCCUUCAUUAUCCAUCUCCCCGUAACACACCCUGUUUCAACUUAGCUGAGUAUUAUGGUUUAGCUGGUGCCGUCUAUCAACUGUUUUCUGCAACAUUUGAGUGGUUUCAUGUCCGCAAGGGUGUUGAUAAUCCUAUAAAAUUUUCAAUUAUGCCUUUAGUAUUUCUUGUGCUUUUGGCUUGCUCUAGAGCUAGGGUUGAAAGGUAUACCAUAGAUGAGACCCUGGAAGAUAUUGUUUAA
This is a messenger RNA of Prunus armeniaca (apricot), 1842 nucleotides long. Lineage: Eukaryota; Viridiplantae; Streptophyta; Magnoliopsida; Rosales; Rosaceae. The record is from the annotation of a GenBank genome assembly.